Echinostoma caproni is the source of this 477-nucleotide messenger RNA. The record is from the annotation of a GenBank genome assembly. NCBI's taxonomy places the organism in Eukaryota, Metazoa, Platyhelminthes, Trematoda, Plagiorchiida, Echinostomatidae.
AUGCUAGACGAGGAUGAUCCAAGGUUUCGCACACGUAUUGUUGAUUCCACGAUGGAGGCAGAACAUAUAAUGAAAAAGUCUGAAAACUUUUCAAAAGAUGACAGAAUAACUGUUCCCCUCAAAGAUGAUGUCAGUCUUAUCAAUGGUGUUCCUGAAGAACAUCUAUCUACACGUAUGGCACGCAUUUUCAUCCCGGCCAAAUCAGCCACACAAUCUGGUACACAUGGAACUCGGCUUUGGCGCGUAGAGUUUGACAAUCGUGAACGUUGGGAGAAUCCGUUAAUGGGUUGGGCUAGCUCCGGCGAUCCCUUAUCCAACCUGAUAUUACAGUUCAAAACUGCUGAAGAUGCCCAGGAGUUCUGUCGGAAACAGGGUUGGCCAUGUUAUGUAGAAGAACCGCACAAGCCAAAGAUGCGAAUGCAGUCCUAUGGUGUGAAUUUCUCGUGGAAUAAACGAACCCGUGUCGGCACAAAAUAG